AUGUCAACCUCACAACCGCCACCAAAAUCAAUCCUCAAAAAGACGUCCUCGCACACAAACACAUCAGACCCUUCAGACUCUCUCACCGCAACCCUCAAAAUAAAGCCAAAAUCCGACAUUGAGCGCAAACGCCUGCAAACAGCAAUCUCGCACGCCACACUAAUACAAGAACAAAAAGCCAUCCUGCGCAAAAACCUAGACGCCAUCGAAGAACUCUCUGAUAUCCCGCUAGAAAGCUGUGCUUCUGUGGCAGAAACGGAGAGAUUUCUGGAUGCAAUGGUGGAUUUUCAGGGUAGUGAUUAUGAUGCGCUGAUAGAGGAGAGACAUGUCAAUGGACGCUGUGGGUAUGCACUGUGUGCCAAUGCGCCGCGGAAGGCGUUACCCAAGGCGCCGUGGAUCAAAGAUAGGGGGCAGGAGAUGUGGUGCACAGAUGCGUGCGCAAAGAAAGCUCUGUAUAUCAAAGCCCAGCUCUCAGAGACACCGGCUUGGGAGCGCAGGGCCGGAGAUCGUAAUCCUUUGGUGCUGUACGGCGGAUCCCAGACCAGCUCUUCGCCACAACAAAUGCAACUGCCUGUGCGACAAAAGGCGACACCCACAGAAAUCUCAGGGCGCGAACUGGCGUAUGAGCGCGGCGAAGUCGACACAGUGGCGGCAGCAAAGAUGGAUAUGGUGUUGGCAGCACAAGUGCAAGAAAACAGCAUCAUAUCCUCCGUCAUGCCACCCACGGCAACGAGUUUCGCAGACAGCGAUGUGCACGACUUGAUCGAAGGCUAUCAACCGCGGGGUGUGCAGCAAGGCAAUCGCAUCACCAUCAAGUCCGAGGAUGCAGACAGCGAACAUGAGGAUGACUGA
Aureobasidium vineae is the source of this 852-nucleotide messenger RNA. NCBI's taxonomy places the organism in Eukaryota, Fungi, Ascomycota, Dothideomycetes, Dothideales, Saccotheciaceae. The record is from the annotation of a GenBank genome assembly.